AUGGGGCUCUUUGGAAAAUCAACACCGACAGAGGGGGGCGGCUCCGACGAGCCCAAAAAGUCUCUCUACCAGCGAUACCAUGACAAGAAGACUGGCCGCGACACCCAAAUUUCAGACGACGACCUCCUCAAGUACACUGGCAAGACCAAGGACGAGAUCAACGACUGGGCCAGAGACCGGCCUGGCGUCGCAGGGAACCGGGCUGCAGGGACGCUCGCCGCGGGACCCGCCUCCGGCUUUGGUGGAGCCGCGACGGCGGGUGGCCUUGGCGGAUGGGGAACGGAUGCUGGGUCUGAUCCAAAGCACCCACCGCCGCAGAAGGAGCGGAAGGAGGUUGAUGACUCCGAGUCGCUUCAAUAG
Colletotrichum orchidophilum is the source of this 360-nucleotide messenger RNA. RefSeq lists its product as uncharacterized. The record is from RefSeq and is a predicted model, not a curated record. NCBI's taxonomy places the organism in Eukaryota, Fungi, Ascomycota, Sordariomycetes, Glomerellales, Glomerellaceae. The coding region runs from base 1 to 360 and encodes 119 amino acids. The transcript has a single exon.